Molecule: messenger RNA, 1707 nt
Organism: Pestalotiopsis fici W106-1
Lineage: Eukaryota; Fungi; Ascomycota; Sordariomycetes; Amphisphaeriales; Sporocadaceae
Exons: 2
Coding region: 1-1707 (568 amino acids)
Biological process (GO): protein folding
Cellular component (GO): cytosol; nucleus
Molecular function (GO): ATP binding; ATP-dependent protein folding chaperone
Source: RefSeq, a predicted model, not a curated record
AUGGCCGAAAAGAAGACCGGCGUUGCGCCUGACGAGCGCACCGUCAUUGGACUGUCCUUUGGCAACUCUUACAGCUCCAUUGCAUGCACUGUUGACGACGCUGCUAUUGUUAUCGCCAACGAGGAUGGUGACCGUCAGAUCCCAACUGCCCUGUCAUACGUCGAUGGCGAGGAGUACAACGGAAACCAGGCCAAGGCUUUCCUGAUCCGCAACCCCAAGAACUCGAUCAUCUCCUUCAGGGAUUUCCUCGGCCAAGAAUUCAAGUCGAUCGACCCCACACACUGCCACGCCGCAGCUCACGCCGAAGACAAGGACGGCAGCGUCUACUUCACCGUCCAGGACAAGGCUGAGGGUGAGCCCUCGACCAUCUCGGUAUCCGAGGCCGCCACUCGCUACAUUCGCCGCCUCGUGCAAUCUGCUUCCGACUACAUUGGCAAGAAGGUCACCUCGGCCGUUCUCACAGUACCCACCAACUUCACCGAGAAGCAGCGCGAGGCCCUGAUCAAGGCCGCCAACGAUGCCGACUUGGAGGUUUUGCAGCUCAUUGCCGAGCCCGUUUCGGCUGUCCUGGCUUAUGAUGCCCGGCCCGAGGCUGACAUCAAGGACAAGACCAUUGUUGUUGCCGACCUCGGUGGUACCCGCUCAGAUGUUGCCGUGGUUGCCUCGAGAGGAGGCCUCUACACCAUUCUCGCCACUGCUCACGACUACGAGUUUGCUGGUGUCCACCUGGACCAGGUCCUGAUGGACCACUUUGCCAAGGAGUUCAUGAAGAAGAACAAGGACGUCGACCCCCGCGAGAACGCAAGGAGCUUGGCCAAGCUCAAGGCCGAGUCCGAGGCUGCCAAGAAGGCUCUCAGCAUUGGAACCAACGCGUCCUUCAGCGUGGAGAGCUUGGCUGGCGGUAUCGACUUCCAGGCCACUGUCAACAGGCUGCGAUACGAGACCAUUGCCCGCAAGGUCUUUGAGGGCUUCAACCGCCUGGUGGAAGGCGUCAUCAAGAAGGCCGGCCUUGACGUUUUGGACAUUGAUGAGGUCAUCAUGACCGGUGGCACUUCGCACACGCCCCGCGUCGCCGCCAACUUCCGCUACAUCUUCCCCGAGAGCACCAUCAUCCAGGCUCCUUCCACCAGCCCCAGCGCCAUCAACCCCUCGGAGCUGCUGGCUCGUGGUGCCGCUCUGCAGGCUUCGCUGAUCCAGGAGUACGAGUCCGACGACAUUGAGCAGUCCACACACCCUGCCGUCUCCACCGUGCCUCACAUUGCCAAUGCCAUUGGUGUCAUUACUGUCGGCAGCGACGGCGAGGAGUCCUUCACUCCCAUUAUCGCCCCCGAGACUGCUGUGCCCGCCCGCCGCACCGUCCACGUCGAGGCCCCCAAGGAGGGCGGCGACGUGCUCAUCAAGAUUGUCGAGGGCAACACCCACAUCAAGGUCACCAAGCCCGAGCCCAAGCCCAAGGAGAAUGGCAAGAAGGAUGGCGACGACGAUGAGGAUGACAGCGACGAGGACUCCGAGGAGGAGGAAGAGGAGGAGCACCGCGAGAAGAUCUGGAAGAUUGGCACCACCCUCGCCGAGGCCGCCGUCAAGGGUACCAAGAAGGGUAGCAAGGUCGAGGUCACCGUACAAGUCAAUGCUGACCUGGCCGUGAUAGUCACCACCCGGGAAGUCGGUGGAAAGGGUGGCGUCAGAGGCACUGUCAAGGCCCCUUGA